UUGCCCGCCGCAGCGUUGCCCGACCGCGCCCUCGCCGUGAUUCCCAUUCGCCGCGAUCGCGGCCCAUCGGCGUCGAUUCUACUCUACCUCACGACCCACUGCUCGGAAUGCCACCUCUCUACUUUACGUUCGUGUUGGCCCAACGCGCUCCGGCGCUCGCCGUUGUUAGGAGAAGCCGACGUGCUCCUCUACGCCGGCUCCAACCAGCUCGCCGCCGACGUUGCGUCGUGGGCGCACGCCCUCGCGGCGCUCCCUGUGCGUAAUGCGACGCUCGCCUGGACGCGAUGGAAUCCCGGACUCCAAGAAGGAGCUCUCUCCGCGAUGAUGAUCGCCGCCCGGCGCGGCUGGUUCGAUCGCUAUGCUUGGAUCGUGCGCACGAACCCUGACGUGCGCUUCGAAGACACAAAGUUUCUCGCAGCACGGAUGAUAGAGCCAAAGGUCGCAGUGCUCGAGCGCUGCUGCCCGCGCAACACGUCGCAUCCCGCAAUCUGCACGGACUUCUUCGCCGCCCGGCCGACGGCGAUGAAUCACUCCUUAUGGGCGCACGGGCCGCGGCUCCUCGGCCGCCGCGUGCACAACGAGUGGGCGGCGGCAUUGGUGUUCCGGCAGGCCGUCGACGACGGAACGGCGACGGUCUGGGAGAUCGAGGACGCCUAUCGGACGAGCGGCUGCCGCGUCGGCGGGCACGGCAUCUACCACGACCACGCGUUUUGCGCCCGGCUCCCC
Molecule: messenger RNA, 726 nt
Organism: Pelagomonas calceolata
Lineage: Eukaryota; Pelagophyceae; Pelagomonadales; Pelagomonadaceae
Source: the annotation of a GenBank genome assembly